Carica papaya (papaya) is the source of this 1081-nucleotide messenger RNA. NCBI's taxonomy places the organism in Eukaryota, Viridiplantae, Streptophyta, Magnoliopsida, Brassicales, Caricaceae. The record is from RefSeq and is a predicted model, not a curated record.
GACAGGCCCAUUCUUUAGCGUCCCUAUGCAUCCGUGUUUCGAGGUGAAUCUUUUAACAUGUUUUGUAAGAAUAAUUAUACAGUUAAACGGUCAUUAAUUACCAUUUAAUUAAGCUAUUUGUCGCCAGCUGCUGUGUUAAUUAAUACAUUAAUUAAUGUAACGCGGUACUUUUUCUUUAACGUGAUCUCGGAACUUACUACUCUUUUUUUUUUAUUUUUAUUUUUUUUUUAUGUUCCACUGCAUUCAUGGUUCCAUACAUAUACGUACGGAUGUUCUAGCAUUUUUAUUACUUUCAAAUAUUCAAAUAAAAUAAAAAAUUAAACCCCUAAAUUAGUAAUCGAAUAAAUAUAGUAGUGAAUCAUAAUUCAAAAGGAAACGAAACGGUCGUGUAGGGAUUCCUUUGAACGUUGCAUGCUAAUCCUUAAUUAAUUAAUUUAAUUUUAUUAAUUAACGUGUUAGGUGAACUAAUUAAUUGAAUAUAUUGUUGUUUAAUCACUUGGAAGACAAACUUAUGGUGUGAUCAGGUGGGUGGGAGAAAUGCUGGGUUGAAGGGGUUACCCCUUGGGAUUUAGGGCGCCCUACGCCCAUCGUUCUUCAUCUCCUUCAGACCGGUAACCUUCCUAAGGGCAGGGUCUUGAUACCUGGAUGCGGUAGUGGGUACGAUGUGGUGGCAAUAGCGUGUUCUGAACGUUAUGUUAUUGGAUUAGAUAUUUCGGAUACAUUAGUUAAGAAAGUCACUGAGCGAACUUCUUCAUUGCCAAAUGCCAACCAUUUCACUUUUAUAAAAGAAGAUUUCUUCACAUGGCGCCCCGAAGAAUUGUUCGAUAUGAUUUUCGAAUACGUGUUCUUUUGUGCAAUUGAGCCAAACAUGAGAGAAACAUGGGCAAAAUCAGUUGACGAGCUUCUAAAACCAGAUGGGGAGCUUAUAACACUCAUGUAUCCAAUGGGCGACGACUACGAGGGUGGACCUCCUUACAAAAUCUCAGUAGCUGAAUAUGAAGAGGUGUUGGUACCUUUGGGAUUUAAGAUAGUGUCCAUUGAGGAUAAUGCGCUUGCUCUUGGACCUCGUAAGGGAAGAGAG